AUGCACAUCCCGGACAGACACGGUGCCGUUGAGCAAGCGGCGGAGAAGUGUCACUUUUCCCUUACGAAGCAAGAAAGAUCUUGUGUUAUUCUCCUCGACGUGGAGCGUGAGAUCGAGUGGUCUUUCGGCAAGAGCGGAAAGCCAGUGACAAAGUCGAUUGCGAAUAUAUCCCACCAGUCCGCUGUCAUUCUUUACCAACGAGGUAUUGAAAUCGAUCCCGCCUGCAAGCAAUGUUCGGAGUCUGGCACGUUUCGGAAGUGCAUCGUCUCCCCCAAGUACAGUUCGGAUGGUACUGCCCGUGCGUUGUUCCAAGGUGCUUGUGCCAAUUGCUUGUGGCACGGCAAGGGCGCCAAGUGCAAAUACUACCUGGGUCGUGAUAGGCAGUGGAACUCCCAUGACGACGUCAUGAUUCUGCAGGCUGGCGGUUUGUUGAAGCUCUGGAACAACGGACCUGCUCUGAAAGACCUCCCUCCGAGCAAUGAAAGUGCUAAAGUCCCCUCCAAACAGCAGUCAGUCGCUUCGAGUCGUACUCAAACGCCCACUGCGAACAAAGCUGCUGUUGAAGUUCCUUCGGCCAGCAAGGCCUGGACUCCAAGUUCUGUCGAAGCUAGCGCAAGUCGCCCUGUCAGUCGUCGUCCUUCCGCCGCUACCGUCGACAAGGGUAGGGGCCCAUUUCUCAAACGACUUCGCCCGUCGUCUUCUGCUGGUUUGACUCCUUCUAAGAAGCGUCGGCGCAAUCCUCUUGACGGUACUGCUCUCCAGUGGCCUGUUAGCAUCGAUGACUUCGAGGAUCUCGAUCGCCUUCGUCUCAUCCGUUCCGACCUCGCCCGUUUCGGAAAGAUAAUCGACUAUAAGAUCGCCUCCUUGGAGGCUCUGCUUGCAGAGGCCGUGGAAGAGGAGGACGAGGACGAAGACCAAAAGGAGACGGCGUACUGGGAUCAGGUGCUUUUGGAUCUUGACGAUUAG
Molecule: messenger RNA, 966 nt
Organism: Aspergillus pseudoviridinutans
Lineage: Eukaryota; Fungi; Ascomycota; Eurotiomycetes; Eurotiales; Aspergillaceae
Exons: 2
Coding region: 1-966 (321 amino acids)
Source: RefSeq, a predicted model, not a curated record